CCGAAUUUGAAUUGUGGGUGAGUUGAUGGCGGCGAGGCGAGCGACUUUUCAACGUCCCGACGAUUGUCGGCUACUCUCGAACACCCCGAGUUGAAUGCCUUCGCACCAGCAGAUCGCAGCCCUGAAACCCCACGUGGACAGCAGCGGCGGCGAUGGACAGGGGGCGCCCACGGCCACUCAUUCUUAGGCGGAAGCGUCCGCACGACGGCGAGCAAUGCCCACCGUCCAAGGGGGCCCUGCUGCAGGGGGGCAUGCGAGACGAUGUUGCCACGGCUGGCUCCCAGGUGCCGAUCGUGGCGAGAGUUGCAAGCGCACAUUGCGGUAAGGCGGAGUUCGCACGGCGUCAGCAGCACAACCGCACGGAAGAAGAUUGCAGCGGUGCCGGCUUGAAUCCACCGCCGCGCAAGGCCAUCCUCCUCGAACACCCUCCUGCACCGCGCCACGCAGGCCGGACCUGCUUUCCUGGAAAGGAAAACAUGGCAGCUCCAACCGCGUGCCUGAUGAAGUCCGCCGACCACGCCGCGAGCUUUGUUGCAGCGCCGAAGUUGCCGACGCGUGCCUUUGGGACAGCGGCUGUGGGAAAUUGUGGCGCAGGCAUCGAGAAAGAUGCCGCGAUGAACAAAAGCCUAACCAGCAUACAGUGGCUGGGUCGACUCGAGGGAGAUCGUCUGCUGCCCGGUGUUGCCGAAAUCCACCCCGCCGUGGACAGGACAAUAAAGCAGGAGCAGAGUCUGAGCUCGUGCAGUAGAGCAAAGGUGGCUAACGACCAAAAGGGCAGGGGCGUGGAGAGCUGUGUUUUCACCGAGGCCACCGAUGCUGCCACUGCCAACAGCAAAAAACUACAAGAUAAUAAAAAGGACAACCACUCGAAUCUGGAGCGGCCGCUCUUCUCUUACAUGGCCAUGAUCCAGUUUGCGAUCAACAGCAGCAGCAACGGGCGAAUGAGUCUGCGCGAGAUCUAUGCCUGGAUUGCACACCGCUUCCCGUACUUCAGACAUUCAGCACGGCCAGGAUGGAGGAAUUCAAUCCGACACAACCUGUCGCUGCACACCAUGUUUGUGCGCGAGACAGUGCCAGGAAGCAAGGAGUCCUUCUGGACUGUGUCCAAUGAGAGUACGCACAGGCGGCACGCCUCGUUCAGAGAUACAUCGCAAGGGAGCCACAGUGCACUCAUAGCACCAGCACCAUCGUCAGCUCGACGUGUCCAGCCUCUGCUGCCUCGCCCACCCGAGCCACAGCCCAUCAGCCUCCUGCUGACGCCUUCCUCAUUGCACUUUAUUCAGCCCACGCUUGUUGCUGCCAUAAAGCAGGAGCAGCAGCAGCAGGUCGCAACGGCGUUGAACCGUGCCGUGAAGGCUCAACCCAUGUCCACAGCGCCAGCAAAAAUUAUGAAACAGCAGGAGGAACAACAGCAGCCGCAGAUUGUAAUGCAACAGCAAAUGGUGGGACAGAUGCUGCAGCCACGGCAGAUACAGCAGCAUCAGCAACCGGUGAAGGAGGAGCAGCAGGAAACGGUGCAUAAGUGGAUUGUACGGGAUGAGAGCGUGCUGCAAGUUGUCCAGCAAGAGCAACAAGUGAAGGAGCAUUUGGUGCGACAACUACAAAUGAUGAAGGAGAAGGAAGAGAAGCCGACGCUACAGAGGGUGCACGAGUGCCUGGCCUCCAGCACGUCAGCCACGCCACCGGCGUGCACCUGGCAGCGCAGCGAAGUUGGCAGUGAUGGCGAGAGUCUUGCCCUUACUCCAAAGAAGCAAGCGCUCUACCGUACCCCAAAGUGCAGGCGUAAGCAGGGUCACUUGCGCAAGCAGAGCCUUGCGCACCAGCAUCUUACACCCGCGUCGGAGUUCCUGUUCAUGGAGGAGUCUGUGGUCAAAGAUCCCUCUGGAACCGAAUGGGGAGACCCUGAUGGACAACAAGCCGCGGAGUGCGCAGACUUGGCGCUGUUUGCGACCCCGACGCGGAGGUUCAGCCUGACCACUUCCACGCCGUGCCAACUGACGGAGCCGCCCACGUGCCUACUCUCCCCGUGGAGCCCCCCUUUCACUCCGCCACCGCUGCCGUUCUCCUCCUCGCCGUUUAGCCCAGCCACCGCCACCGCCGCCAUGGCCUACCACCACUCCCCUCGCACCCCGCACCGGCUGAGAGGCGUCACGCCAAGCUCGUGGACGAUGCGCGCAAGGGGGGACCGCGUGCCCAGAGUCAGUCUGUCAUUCACCCCGAUAAAAGCUGGUUGCGUUGCAGAGAACAAAACAACCUCUGCCGCUGCACCGUCAGCGCCGUUGGAUAUCGUGUUGGUUAAGAUAGAGAAGGAAGACGCAGACGUGGAAAACGACAGCAAAGGGAUUGGCGGCUCCGCGUUGGCAGAUGCGGAUACCGUGGCGGAGGUGGCGGCGAUGGUGCCCAAGCGCAGCGGUGCAGAGAGAGCCGGGGCAAGCACCUGUGGGGGCAGUGGUGGGGGGGAACCGGCAUCAUUGGGGGUGGCGGAGGCUGCGAAGGAGGCCAACGGUGGUGUGGAUGGAGCGAGCUGGACAUGUGGCGAGGACAGCUUUGACAAGAUUCUGCAUGAACUGAGCCUGCCCCAGCUGGAGGAGAACUGGACCGAUUCAAUGUUGGACAUGAAUAAUAUAAACUGGACGCUGCUCGACACGCUGCACGCAGGCGUGCCAGGCUUCUAGGCGGCGGCGCAGUUUGUACGUUUCGAUAAUCGUUCGGCUUUAAUUACUGUACACGAUUUUCGAUCUGCGGCGACUCGCCUGUCCUGGCACAGUGUUAGCGUCGUCGCCCCACAAACCCAGUGAGUUGAGUUUAGUUCCUGGAAAUGGUUAGCGUCAUUUGGUGAGCAAUACAUGAACUGGUCCCAUAUAAUCAACUCGCCAUGACCGGCAUGGUGAAGUAUGGUUAAGCAAUCCAUAUGACACAACACAGCAUGGGGAUGCCUGCAUCCAGCAGUGAUUUGCCAAAGGGUGGUGUACAUUAAUCGGGCAGUUUCAAGGACAAUUAAGCACACAUGCCAACUCGGAUUUCUGUAUCUGAUAGUGCGUUUUUCCCCAUUCAAAAUUAUUUCUAAAGCUUUCAACCGCAGCAUGUUGGGGAUGAAGAAAACCAUUGCACGCCCCUUGUUUUCAUUUGGGUGGCUUGUGUUUAACUUGUCGAGGCUGACCAAUUCCACCGAUGCAAAUUCUCCACCUGGUCAAGGAAACCAUGUCUUAAGUACUGUAAGCUUUCGUCAAGGGUUAAAUUAUUUGGUAUUUUCCGCAAAUCAGCUUUUAGUCAAUUUGGGAACUACUUGGUUGUGGGAGUUUUUAUUAAAACACAUUUUUAGGUUUAAAGAGUUAAUAUAUUCCCCCCCUCUAUUUGUAUGUCUGUUUUGUGGUUUCAUAAAGAUAAUCCAGCGUGAUUAAAAUUAGGUUAUGAAGUUGUGUUGCUGAUCAGUCGCUAAGCCGCUUAAGCCUUGCGAGGAGGCCACAGCGUUCGCCUUACACAGUUACCAAGCCUUGAGGCACCAGUCCAUGCUUUGCUGAUCGGGAUGCCAUUGUCCUGCCUGACCUGGCACAGCCAGGUGGCACGCUGAGCUUGGGCGGUACCACGGGCCUCCAUGCUGGAGAUGCAAUGCAACGGCCCAGGAUGGUGUCCCGACGGCUUCAGCAGCAGCAGCAGUGUGUGUGUGCCUGCAAGCCAGGGUAUCCGGAUCCUUCCGCACGGUGCGGCCAGCCAGCGAGCACGUCUUCGCUGCGGAAGCAUCGCAGCCGACGUGAGGAACGCCCAGUCUGCAGCGUUUAAGUUCUCCAGCUGUUCCUGGAGAAUUUUAAGAGCAGAGGUUUCUCAAUAAGUGAAAGAGGAUGGCAUCUUAGCAUUUGGAUGGCGCCGCGCGAGCUGGCUGCUGUCUGACUGCUGUCUGACUGCUCCAGCGCCGCGUCUUCUCCUUCCCAUCGAGCUUAGUUAUCCAGUCCCCCUUUCUCUCUUCUAUACUCCCCUCCCCAGUAUUUAUUUACCUGUUUCGUUUCCAUCUCCUGUUCAUAACUCUAUUUUAUUAUUUUCUUGGCCGCACGUGCGCUGUCAGCAACCACCGCUGCCCAGUUGUGGUCAGCAUGAAUCGGACGCGGCCCCAACUGUCCAUGGAUCCGGACUUCCACUACCUCCGUGCAGGGAAAGUGGCGUCCAGGCUUGGGAGUCCGUCCUAGCCAUGAUCACUGUGGCUGUCCGGAUGCUUUUCCCCAACUGACUAUAGUCACUUUUUCGGCAUAAGCAAUUACGAAAUAACACUUACUACCCAGGAACAAAAAUUGUGUUGACCUUUUGUAUUCCAUUCCCAUUUCACCCCAUGGGUUCGUACUUCCCGGCAAUUUCAACUGCCCGGGAACGACCCAAUCAAGCAUUGACGGUCGCCUUGCCAACACUCCCACUCCCCUCGGGAAUCUCAAUCACUGAUUCACCGAUUCAUUCGUUCUGUUCGCUGACCAUCCGAGAUUUCUCGGCGUCACUCUGGAUCCCACACUCUCCUUCGACACCCAUGUCAACCUCGUAUUCAAGUCCUGCAACUACCACCUCGGGGGCCCUCCGCCAUCUACGUCCGCUCAUCACCUCCAACAUCGCAAAUACUCUCGCCUGCGGCAUUGUUGGGUCGUGGCUCGACUAUUGUCACUCAGUCCUCGUCCGGUCCACUCUAAGCAACCAAAAUAAGCUGCAACGCCUCCAAAAUCACGUUGCCCGAAUUGUCCACGGCCCCCGAAAGCCUCGUCCUGACUCCAUGUCCAUCCUUCGUGCCCUUCACUAGCUGUCCAUUUCGAUCAAAUUUACCUUCAAGAUCGCUUGCCUCUGCUACCGCGCUCUCGAGUCCGGCUACCCACCGUACCGAAGUUCUCUGCUGACGCCUUACACUUCAAUUAAUCGUAGACACCUUUGAAAUGUGUCGCAGAACCUCUAAACUCCCAGGGCAAGGUUUGUAAUUACUUCCCGUCGUUUCUCCAUCGCAGCCCCCGUCCUCUGGAACGUCAUCCCUAUUCACUUCCGCUACGAUGAAUAAUUUUCUUCGUUCAAAAGCGAUCUAAAGGCGCAUCUCUUCAACUCGACAUGUCACCACCGAGUCUCCUUAGAACUGGGCGACGCGAUCUGACACGGAGCUCGGCUCACCGCCUCAGAAUUGCAUCUUCGGCAACAUUGCGCGCGUUAUAAAUUGUAUUAUUUUCUCAGUCCAGUGAUGAAAGAAUCCACCCAGCACCUGCGCACAAACUGAUUUCAUUGCUGCAGCUUCUCGGCGGAAGUCCCCUUGGAUGCAUAUUCCGUUCCUUGGCUGCCAUUAGAUUGUUUUUCUUCACCGUCCGUAAUUCCUGCUGGUGAUGUGUCCUGCGUUAUAAUGUUUCAGAUUGAAUUUCCCUUAAACACCUUCAAUAUAUUUGGGUCU
Molecule: messenger RNA, 5401 nt
Organism: Lethenteron reissneri (Far Eastern brook lamprey)
Lineage: Eukaryota; Metazoa; Chordata; Hyperoartia; Petromyzontiformes; Petromyzontidae
Product: forkhead box protein M1-like
Biological process (GO): G2/M transition of mitotic cell cycle; regulation of DNA-templated transcription
Molecular function (GO): DNA-binding transcription factor activity; sequence-specific DNA binding
Source: RefSeq, a predicted model, not a curated record